This is a messenger RNA of Guillardia theta CCMP2712, 702 nucleotides long. RefSeq lists its product as hypothetical. Gene Ontology annotation, molecular function: metalloendopeptidase activity. The transcript has 5 exons. The coding region runs from base 1 to 702 and encodes 233 amino acids. Gene Ontology annotation, cellular component: membrane. The record is from RefSeq and is a predicted model, not a curated record. Gene Ontology annotation, biological process: CAAX-box protein processing. Lineage: Eukaryota; Cryptophyceae; Pyrenomonadales; Geminigeraceae.
AUGCCGUCGCAAUCUUGGGAUCUUUACACCAAGAGCUCGGAAUCUCUCUCCAGCCUCCACACUUUCUUCCAGCUGCGGCAUGCAGGACUUCAGCGUUUCCAGAGCGCCAAGGACGAGGGAGUAGAGUUAGAGGCCGAGGCCGCCAAACCAAGAGGAAGUCUUCACCCUACAAACCUCUAUCUGCUCACUUCUCUUUUCAGCAUAUUCGCCUGGUUGCUCAGCUUGGACUUGUCGAAAGGAUUUGACACCUCUCUCUCCAGCAUAGGCCUUGGGUUUGCCUGGUCCCUCCCCCUCCUGGCUAUGUCAAGCCUACUGCAAACUUUGGAUUUGGAGCCAAUCAAGGAAAUUCAAGCUCUGACCGAGGCGUUUGCUCGCAAGCUCUUCUCAGGACGGCCUGACUACCAGCUCAUCUUGUUCUGCAUCUGCGCCGGGUUCGGGGAGGAACUCCUCUUCCGAGGCGUCCUGCAGCAGAAACUGGCUGAGAGUGCCGGACUGAUUCCAGCAAUCUCCCUGACAUCGGUGGCCUUUGGAGCCGCUCACUUCCUCACCCCGACUUACUUCCUGCUCAGCUUCAUUGGAUCGAUCUUCUUCGGAGUUGUUCUCAUUCAGAGUAACGGAAACCUGUUGGUUCCUAUCAUAGCACACGCGGUCUAUGACUACGUAGCGGUGAGAUUAACUUUGAAGCAAAUCAACGAGAAGUGA